Molecule: messenger RNA, 936 nt
Organism: Microthlaspi erraticum
Lineage: Eukaryota; Viridiplantae; Streptophyta; Magnoliopsida; Brassicales; Brassicaceae
Source: the annotation of a GenBank genome assembly
AUGGUCAAUAGAUCGCUUGAUGUUAACAAGGAUCCAUUUCGACUUAUUGAAGAUUCUGAUGAAAUGUUAGGUCCAGAAGUACCUUACAUGAGCGCCAUCGGGGCACUUAUGUAUCUUGCAAAUUGCACUAGACCAGAUAUAGCUUUUGCUACUAAUCUGCUUGCAAGAUACAGCUCAUCGCCUACCAGAAGACAUUGGAACGGAAUAAAACAUAUAUUCCGUUAUCUUCAAGGCUCGAUCGCAAACCGGUUAUGUUUUCACAUACGGUGGAACCGCGAUCUCUGGCGUUCCCAAAAACAAACAUUGGUUGCAACGUCUUCAAAUUAUGCGGAAAUCAGAGAGUGUGUAUGGUUGAGAUCUUUGAUCCAACAUAUACAAGAAGCCAGCGGAGUAUCUACAAAGAAAGAGCCAACAAUCAUAUACGAAGACAAUUCUGCAUGUGUCACUCAGCUCAAAGAAGGCUACAUCAAGAGCGACAGGACAAAGCACAUCCCUCCAAGAUUUUUCUCCUACACUCAAGAACUCGAGAAAAAUCAAGAAGUGGAUAUUCAGUAUGUUCGUCAAGUGACAAUGCAGCUGAUCUCUUCACAAAGGCGCUUCCUACAACAGUGUUCAAGAAGCACGUUCAAAGUAUUGGAAUGCAUCGUCUGCAAGAUUUGUGAAGAGAAGACCAUAUCUAUUUCAGGGGAGUUUGCUUCACGAAAUCCGUCGAAACAUUUUUCCACGGAUUUCCGACGGCAUAGUUUGGACGGGUUCUCGACCGAUGUCUCAACCAAGACUGUUGUCAUCUUGUCGAUAAACCUAUUACAAGGGUUCGACGGGAAUGUGUUGCGACAGAUUUCAAGGGAAAUAUUCGACGAGUUCUUGACGACUCUCUCGACCAAGACAGGUGUCGAUAACCUAUUGGGAACCGCUGGUAAAUUAUUUCGACACUAG